AUGAACAACAAUACAAUCCUUUCCUACCCAUCAAUCGUAUGCGCAAGCCAUGAACCUGCUGAAUCCAUACGUCCAUUCGAUUCAUCAUCUUAUCACAAUUAUUCUUCACAUUCAAUGACAUACGCGGAGUAUCCACUAUCAACAUCCAAAUCAGAAACAAUAGAAUAUACUUGCUGGCCAACCAUUCCUACACAUAAUAUUUUGAACAAUUCCUCGCACACAGUUCUUGAUCAAGUUUCACCCCCGCUAUCAUCACAUCCAACGCAUGAUACACUCGGAUCCGUUUCAUCUGUACAUUUACUUCAAAAUACUUUACCAACUACCAUUUCUUCAAUACAACAUCAUCAACCUCUGUACCCACAACCAUCAGCAUCACCUCCAUCAACAUGGAUCGGUUCAGGUGAUUAUCAAGCAUUACAUUCGACGGCAAUAACAACUCCACCAUCAUAUCGUCACUAUUCCACGCCGUGUUCAUAUUAUCAUCCACAGUAUUUUUAUGACCAACCGCCAUCACAAUGGAUAUCGCCUGCAUCAGUAAAGUUUGAACCAUCUUAUACACCUCCGCCUUCCUACAUCGAGUCGUCGGAAAGUUUAAGUCAUUGUCGGGAACAGACAUCGAAAGAAGAAGCAUGUGAAUCUCGACAGCAAUCGACAUGGACAAAGAAAGACAUUUCACCAACACACCUCAAUCCGGUUCCACCAAGAAAUCUAUUGAACGGUAAUCAAUUGACCUUUCGAAGUAAAACACGCACACGCGAUAAAUAUCGUAUUGUUUAUACUGAUCAACAACGUUAUGAAUUAGAAAAUGAAUUCAUCAUAUCGAAGUAUAUAUCUAUUCCAAGAAAAUCAGCCCUCUCAUUAACAUUAUCAUUAAGCGAACGACAGAUAAAAAUUUGGUUUCAGAAUCGUCGUGCAAAAGAACGUAAAUUAAAUAAAAAACGACACGGUCCUUCGAGUUCAAACCAACUAAACAAUUCUAACGAUGCUGAUUCGCGAAGUGAUGGUGGUCUCGAAAGUCCAAAUUGUUAUCCAAAUUAUACCUAA
Messenger RNA from Adineta ricciae, 1044 nucleotides. The record is from the annotation of a GenBank genome assembly. NCBI's taxonomy places the organism in Eukaryota, Metazoa, Rotifera, Eurotatoria, Adinetida, Adinetidae.